GGAAUGUCAGCCGGCAUGCAGUCCGGUAUGUCAUCCGGCAUGUCCCCAAGCAUGUCUUCUGGCAUGGGAAUGUCUCCUGGAAUGUCAGGAGGCAUGACUGGCAUGCAGUCCGGUAUGUCAUCCGGCAUGUCCCCAAGCAUGUCUUCCGGCAUGGGAAUGUCUCCUGGAAUGUCAGGAGGCAUGACUGGCAUGCAGUCCGGUAUGUCAUCCGGCAUGUCCCCAAGCAUGUCUUCUGGCAUGGGAAUGUCUCAGGGUACAUCGGGUGGCAUGAACGGCAUGAACGGUAUGAACGGCAUGAACAUGCAGCCGUGCAUGUCAUCGAACAUGCCGCCAUCGAACAUGAAUAUGCCGAUGAUGGGUGGCAUGGGCAUGGCGAUGAUGCCCAAUCCGAUGAUGAUGAUGAUGGCAGGUGCUAUGGCGGCUGCAAAAAACAAGAGAUCCAAAAGUGCGUCACCAAAGCGAUCAGCCUCCCCUGUGCCGGAAACAUCGCAAGGCGACGACAAGGAGGAUGUGAAUCCUGAUUUGCUGGAUCCAGAUGUUCGAAAACUGGGCGAUCAUUUCAACAUCGAAGACCGGUGGCUGGUGCGGCUUGACGAGCUCAUGAGGAGACGGAAAGAUACCAAAGAUCAGGAUCUGGCCAAACUCUAUGAGGUUCUGGAGCAGGCACGAAGCCCCACAGGACUCCUGGUGGCCAAGCUGGGAGAGAUGGAGUGUGGUCAGUUCGUGGGCAAGGUGAAACCUGAUCGCAACAUCGAGCGCCUGGCCACGAGGUACAACUUGGACACUCGCGUGGUUUCUCGCCUCACUGAGUUGAGGGUUAGGAGAAAGAAGUCGCAGACAGAAGACUUCAAUCGACUUGAGCAGCAUCUCAGUCUUUGUAAGAGGCCUUCGGCCACUGCAACGCUUCUCAUUGGCAAAGUCCUGGAAGGGGAGCUGAAGCAAAUUCCGGAUGUGACCACAGCCAAAGCGCUGGCACAGAGGUUCAAGUUGGACAAGGAUGCGAAAUCCAAGUUAAGGGAGAUCGCAGAAAAACGGGCAGAGGAUGUGGAGGAAGUCAUGCUUCACCUGGAAAAGACUCUGGCGAUGUCGCACCAGCCAUCCGCCACUCUUUGCAAGCUGGCCAAGACCCUCAUGGAUGGUGGCAAGAAGAAGAGUGCAGAUGAGAAGUACGUCAACCAGUCAGACAGCGAUGCAGACAGUCCCGUUGAAGAGAGGCCUAAAAGUCGAAGCGCUGCUCGGAGCGAGUGCAGCACCGACAGCAGCAGCAUUCGAAGAAGACGAGCUGCUCUGGAUCGAAGAAGCAGAAGCAGGAGCAGGAAAGGAAAGGGAAAGCAGAAAGGUCAGAAAAAGAAGGAGGCGGCUCCAAAGGCCUUACCCGUUGCGGCGCCGGGCUCCGUCCAAGUUGGAGGGGGCUCAGGUGGUUGGACGGUCACGAAGUGGUAGAAUCAGUUUCACCACAGGGAACCCGCAGGGUGCAUGGAUUGCGGACCAUUGCGGACCCUGGGA
Messenger RNA from Cladocopium goreaui, 1506 nucleotides. The record is from the annotation of a GenBank genome assembly. Lineage: Eukaryota; Dinophyceae; Suessiales; Symbiodiniaceae.